Messenger RNA from Amoebophrya sp. A120, 1130 nucleotides. The record is from the annotation of a GenBank genome assembly. Lineage: Eukaryota; Dinophyceae; Syndiniales; Amoebophryaceae.
AUGGCGAUACUGGAAUCCGUAGCACUAGAAGAAAUGGCGGUGGAAUUGACCCAAUUAGCUUUAGCUAUCAUGGGAGCGCUGGCCCGGGGAAAAUAUGAUGAAAAAUAUGAACAUCAAUGCAACCCGUGGACGCUAUUGGGUAUCGAAGACUUUGUUCUUUUGACACUUCUCUACAGAGAAGAGCUUUGUUGACCGUGCAUGCACGUGAUAGUUAUAGUCGGUGGACACGAAUACCAAUACGAAACGGAAACCCCAGGGGGCCAAUUUUGAAAAGUUGAGUCUUCUCGGUUGCAAAAACGACAGAGCAAUAAAAAGAUGACAGUUGAACAUGAAGAUGCAAGAUGAAGAUAUGUAUGAAUAGGAAAUGACAUUAUACACUGCUACCAUGCCCACCCGGUUCCCCUUGCAGGGAGAACGCGGAAGGGCCGCGGGCCGUCUUCCCGCAACGCCUCCCGCGCGCCCCAAGGCCCCGGAGGUACGCUUACAGUACUCGUCCGGGGGCACACACAAGCGCCACCGGCCACGGCGCGCACGCUCUACAGGAGCGGAACAACACCGGGACGCCGGACACACCUCUUACCCCUUGUCAGUCACGGCCGAAGUCUGGCCUCCACGCGCACAAACAAGCGACGCCCCCAUGUGUCCCCUGUGUCGGUGCCAUCAACACUCACGCCAAAUACGCAGCUGCAACUUCCACCUUUUCAUAUGGAAGCGAAGUCAUCUAUUGAUAUUGAGUCAACGAAGGAUGAACUUAAUACAUUUAGAUCCAGACGCGAAACACAGACAUUGACAUUCAUCUGUCCCUCCUCCCUGCCCUGCGUGCGGGGGAGGGGACGAUCGCCGAGCAGAAUCACACCCGCGUCUGCGGAGCAGCAACCCAAACCCUCCACCCCGACCAACCCCCCAAGCGCGGAUUGUGGAGACCGGCCAGCACCUGCAGUUCGACCUACACAGAACCUGUCGCUGCCGCGGCGUGCUCUCGUCAGCCUGUGGCACUACGACCCCCCGCCGCCUCCCAGCGACCAACUACUGCCUACGCCAGGGCUGAGCGACCGAGCGCUCUCUCGCGGCACAAGCGCCGGCAUCACCAUGCCGGACCACACGCCCUACCUACACGGGGGGAACCCUAA